Molecule: messenger RNA, 1368 nt
Organism: Paralichthys olivaceus (Japanese flounder)
Lineage: Eukaryota; Metazoa; Chordata; Actinopteri; Pleuronectiformes; Paralichthyidae
Source: RefSeq, a predicted model, not a curated record
AUGGGUCACGCUUUACAUUUCAUCUUUGUAUUUUCAGUGGAGUCCCAAAAGUUCCAGCUGCAGCCUCUGAACCGAGCAGUGCUGCAGGGCUCGGAUGUGCAAUUCAGUUCCACCGUGGAGGGAAACUGGCAGGUGAUGACCUGGCACGUCCGAGGGUUUCUGGUCCUCACUGUCCCUGCAGACAACAACGUGACCUCAUCCUCACCACAGUUCUCUGCCAGAUUCUGCUCUGCAGGUGACCCACGCUGUGUGGAGUUCACCAUCCACAACGUCACCCGCAAGGACGCUGGGCCGGUCAUGUGCACCGUGCAGGGGGAGUAUGGAUCCAAGACUGCACAGCUUAGUGUUCAAGGUGAGUGUCACAGUCAUAUAUCAGGCUGCACGUAUAUGUGUAGUAUCUGCAGGGGCGGAUACAAAGGCGGGGUCAGAGGGGCACUGAAUGAUUGGCCCUUCAAUUGUCCUUGUUUGGUGCUUGGUCCUAAGGACCUGAAGGAGGUUGGCAUCAGCAGAUCUGAGGUGUCGGAGAGUGGCACAGUCAACAUCCUGGGAGGGAACAUGACCGUGGACCAGGACCAGCAGGUGGAGUUCCAGUGUGUAACAACUGCUUGGUUCCCCAUACCCACAAUAAGCUGGACCCAAAACAGUCACGCCAUAAACAGCAGCCUGUACAACACCAGCAGCGUGAAGGAUGGGGACUACUUCAACUCCACCAGCGUACUCAAGUUCCAGGCAGUCAGAAACACCAUGGUGGAGUGUCAGGCAACUGUGCCAGCGCUAACAAACCCACAGUCCAGCUCUGUCUCCUUGGUGGUUGUUCCCAAACCUCCUGACUGGACUGUGCUGAUAGCUGUGGUCGUGUCUUUUGGAGGUUUGGCUCUGCUGGUUUUAGUCAUCAUCGGAAUCAUCUUCUGCUGCAAACGCAGAAAAGAAAAACAAUCCAACUAUCAAGAUGAAAUGAGGAGGGUGAGGACACAGAGCCAGAUCAGUACUGUCAGUGCAGCCGGACUGAGACGGGCUCAAGUGAAUGCCGGAUUUGUGCCGGAGGGUCAAACAAGUAUCGCUCCCAGUGAACUCACUGACAGUGACUUUUGCCAGGCAAAUGGCCCCAAUGUCUUCGAGAUGCCUGAUAUCCUUAACACUAGCCAGACUGGAAAUAGCUUCAACAGAGCCCAACACACUGUGGACGGAUCAGGCUUUAGGAAGCACAGACAUGUCACCAUCGUGUAAGGACAGACAGUAAACCACAAUGAACUUGCAAAGCAACCUGAAAGAGGUUGAAAAAAGGUGGAUGAAGGCCUGGAUCUGCCGAGAACAAAGACGGAUGGACUAACAUGGAGUGGAUGGAGUCACACGUUGAGGCUGGUUGCA